Messenger RNA from Aspergillus wentii DTO 134E9, 2130 nucleotides. RefSeq lists its product as uncharacterized. Lineage: Eukaryota; Fungi; Ascomycota; Eurotiomycetes; Eurotiales; Aspergillaceae. The record is from RefSeq and is a predicted model, not a curated record. Bases 1 to 2130 code for a protein of 709 amino acids. The transcript is spliced from 3 exons.
AUGGCUAACGUGGAAUAUACCCCGGUGGAACUCGACACACAACCAUCUGCAGAACACGCAGUACCUGACCAGCCGAUGAUCGACACUGCGGAAAAUGGUGAAAAGGAAGGAAAAACAAAGAAAGGGGUUGAAAAGUGGCGAAGAAUCCUCUAUAUCGGAUCGAUUGCGAGUAUAGUCGUGCUGUUGUUUAAUCUGUCAUUUGUCUUGUGGGCAGUCACGCACCGGACCCUUGAAGACGGCCGUGGGAUACUCUUUACCGGUGAAUGCGACAAGGCACGGAACAUAAAUAGAGGCCUGCAUUUCCUCAUCAACAUACUGUCAACUGUUCUUCUCAGCGCCAGUAAUUAUGGAAUGCAAUGUUUAUCCGCCCCCACACGAAAGGAUAUCGAUCGGGCACAUCGAAAAUAUAAGUGGCUGGAUAUUGGGGCCCCGAGCAUGCGAAACCUAUUCAAUAUCCCGCGGAGGAAGCUGCUAGUAUGGAUAUGUCUGGUUCUAUCUUCCCUUCCAUUGCACCUCAUUUACAACUCGACCAUUUUUCUGACCAUGUCUUCCUACGGAUACUUUGUAUAUGCCAGUGACAAGCCUUUUACCAGCUUAGCCACGGGGAGUCCUAGGCUUCCCAACACAACUCACUUUGAGGAGUGGUUUUCUACCUACUACAGGCUGCAGGAUAAGGCAGCAAAAGGACAACUCGACCAGCUGAGCAAUAAGGAUUGCAUCUCGGCCUACGCCACAGCUUUUCAAUCAAAACAUGGCAGUCUGUUGAUACAGACCGAUGACUUCAACUCGACCGCGGUGGACGUUCGCUUGUUAGCUUCAAAUGACGACCUGCAGUAUACACCUGGAUAUGACCCAUAUGCAUGGAUCUGCACUUUGUACCAGACAAGCGAAUACCAGACACAUUUAUGCUCAUCUUUGCUCCCUGAAAUUUCAUCCGAUCUCAACUCGUGGAGCGUUACUUACACCAGGGGUGGCGACGAUCUAGACAAUAAGUACACCGUCAACAGCUGUUGGAGUGAGCGAUUACCCGACCUCUGCAAGGUCGACUAUAGUCUUGUUUGGACGGUGAUCGUGAUUGUUUGCAACGUGGUCAAGGCCGGGAUUUUAUGUGGCAUUUCCGUUUGCAUAAAGGAUAUGCCCAUCCUGACAACAGGUGAUGCUGUCGUUUCGCUUCUUCGAGACCCAGACUUGGCGACAAAACGGGACUGUCUGUUAUCGAGAGAGUCGAUAGAUGGAAAGAUUACAGGCCAAUUGAAAUUCACCAAAAGGCCAAGACGAUGGGCAUCUGCGGCAUCAAAGCCCCGAUGGUGGGCAUGCAUGGCUAUGAUUUUAUUUUCGAUUGGCGUGUGUAUCGGCCUUCUCUUGCAAGGUGUCCUGGGGCGAAGCGCUAUGAAGACAGUCUGGAAAAGCGGGAUUGGGACGGUCAAUAGCCAGACUAUCAUCAAGUCGGAUUGGUUUCCCACUACAUUGUUGCCAGUUACGCUCAUCGUCAACACGCCUCAAACGAUCUUUUCGCUGAUUUAUUUCACCAUCAACGCCAUGUUCAGUAUCAUGGUUCUUUCUGCGGAGUGGAACGACUAUGCCCUGCAUAGAAAAGGCCUCCGCGUAUCAACUGCUCCCAAAGGCAGCCAACGGGAUACCUACUUUCUCUCGCUGCCGUACCGCUAUGCACUUCCUCUGCUAGUUCUGUCAACACUCCUCCACUGGCUUAUUUCGCAAAGUCUAUUCCUGGUUAACGUCGAAAUGUACGAUGCCACACUUACCCGAGAUCCACAAUUCGAUAUUAUUUCCUGUGGAUAUUCACCACCUGCUAUUGUGAUCUGCCUCUCCGUCAGUGGUGUAUUGAUAGCAUAUCUAGUGGGUAUGGGUUGUCGACGAUUCAAGUCCGGAAUGCCCAUUGCAGGGAGCUGCAGUGCUGCUAUUUCUGCAACGUGUCAUUUUGACGUCAAAGAAAUGAUGGAAAGUGCCCCGAGGAAUGAUUCUGAUAGUCAGGUGUUACUACAUAAGAGCCAGCCAGUGGAAACUCUUCCUCUCCAAUGGGGGGGUUGUCCCCUUUUAUGGCGGAGAGGUCGGUCACUGCGCAUUCUCGAGUGUCGAGGUCGAGACCCCCAAGGACGGCCAUAUCUAUGA